GUGUCAUUGAUGGCAGCGUGCUCGCGGAACAAGCGUAGUAAAUCGGGUACAAACCGAGGCUAUAAGAGAUUGUAGCUCGCGCUUGGCGCGGCUCAGUGAGUCAAGAUAGUUCGAAGGAGCUCCAUUGCCAGCUUCGUUUGAACGGCCGGUGGCGUCGAAAGCGCAUAUAUUCUCACAUCUGAACCAACAAACCUUCGUCCAAGUUUGACAAAUUCUUCUCUGUCAAAAUGCGUGAAUGCAUAUCCGUCCACGUAGGACAGGCGGGAGUGCAGAUCGGAAAUGCUUGCUGGGAAUUGUAUUGUUUGGAGCAUGGCAUACAACCGGACGGGCAGAUGCCGUCCGACAAGAUGCUUGGGGGCGGCGACGACAGCUUCAACACCUUUUUCAGCGAAACUGGCGCUGGAAAGCACGUACCUAGAGCGGUAUUCGUGGAUCUCGAGCCCACCGUAGUAGAUGAGGUACGCACAGGCACAUAUCGGCAACUGUUCCAUCCGGAGCAACUGAUAACCGGCAAGGAGGACGCCGCCAACAAUUAUGCGCGUGGUCACUAUACGAUCGGCAAGGAGAUAGUGGACCUCGUCCUGGACCGCGUUCGCAAACUGGCAGACCAAUGCACGGGACUGCAGGGCUUUCUGAUUUUCCACUCAUUCGGCGGCGGCACCGGUUCCGGCUUCACGUCCCUGCUGAUGGAGCGGCUGUCGGUCGACUACGGCAAGAAGUCCAAGCUCGAGUUCGCGAUUUACCCGGCGCCUCAGGUCUCGACGGCCGUGGUGGAACCAUACAACUCGAUCCUCACAACGCACACCACCCUCGAGCAUUCCGACUGCGCGUUUAUGGUAGACAACGAGGCGAUCUAUGAUAUUUGCAGGCGCAACCUGGACAUCGAGCGACCGACUUAUACGAAUCUGAACCGACUGAUCGGCCAGAUCGUGUCCUCGAUCACGGCCUCGUUGCGCUUCGAUGGCGCGCUCAACGUCGAUCUCACGGAAUUCCAGACGAACCUGGUGCCCUAUCCUAGAAUCCAUUUCCCUCUGGUCACCUAUGCGCCCGUUAUAUCCGCGGAGAAGGCGUACCACGAGCAGCUAUCCGUCGCCGAGAUAACGAACGCUUGCUUCGAGCCGGCUAAUCAGAUGGUCAAGUGUGAUCCGCGUCACGGUAAAUACAUGGCCUGCUGCAUGCUGUAUAGAGGUGACGUGGUGCCGAAGGACGUGAACGCGGCGAUUGCAACCAUCAAGACCAAGCGCAGCAUUCAAUUCGUCGAUUGGUGCCCGACGGGCUUCAAGGUCGGCAUCAAUUAUCAGCCGCCGACAGUCGUGCCCGGCGGCGAUCUCGCCAAGGUGCAACGCGCUGUUUGCAUGCUGUCGAAUACGACGGCGAUCGCCGAGGCUUGGGCGCGGCUCGAUCACAAGUUCGAUCUGAUGUAUGCGAAGAGGGCCUUCGUGCAUUGGUACGUGGGCGAGGGUAUGGAAGAGGGCGAGUUCUCUGAGGCGCGAGAGGAUCUCGCCGCGUUGGAGAAAGACUACGAGGAAGUCGGCAUGGACUCCACUGACGGAGAGGGGGACGGUGCAGAUGAAUACUGAAGAUUGAUUUAAUUUUUUCGGAGGCCCAGGUAGCAGAAGCUUCCAAAAAACAUCUUAAAAAUGCCUGAACAAAUGGAACGCCUAAAAGAUACAUAAAAGAAAGAAAAAGAAAUAAAUGCUUACACUGAGAGAAAAAUAUCUAAAAGAUAAACAAAUAUUUUUCGAUGGGUAUUGAUAAUAUAUUUACAUAAAUCUAAAUUUUUUUUAAUAGAAUAAAACAAUUGUUUUCAUGAAAAGCUGAAAUAAAAAAAAUGUAUAUUCCUAAACAGCACAAAUACUGUAGAAACAUCUCAAAGACAUCUAAGAGAUGUCUAGACAUCUCAAAGAUGUAUUUUAAAGAUUUGAGCUUUCUUUAUUUGAAAAAUAUUUUAUAUUAGUAUAAGUUAAUAUGUUAUUAUAAUAUCUACUGAAAUAAUAUUAUUUUUUAAUUUUUUCUUUCAGUGUAAAAAACGCACGAAAGAAAAAAAGAUAAGCGCCUAAAAGCUGCCUAAAAGACGUCUAAAAGAAAAAUCUGAAAAAAUUGGACGUCUUUUAGACGUCUUUGAAAUGUUUUCGGAAUUUCUGCUACCUGGAAUUGCUUCGUUUACUUAUGUUUAUCACGACACUCGCCGCCUAUUAGCGCGAUGAGCCUGCGAUCUUCCUGCCCGGCCAAUUUCGUGAGACCCGAAGUAACCCUCUCAAAGUUACCACACAAGCAAUCGUGUUAACUUUGCUACUUGCUUUUUACUCGACUCGAAUUUGUGCGAAUCUCAUUAUGAGACGAAGUGUCUUCACAUGGUUUGGCCAAUUUGUUACUUAGUUAGAAGCUUGGAAAGAUGCAAGUAAAUACUGAGAAAUAUAAGCAUAUCCAAAAGUA
Odontomachus brunneus is the source of this 2436-nucleotide messenger RNA. Its product is annotated as tubulin alpha-1 chain-like. NCBI's taxonomy places the organism in Eukaryota, Metazoa, Arthropoda, Insecta, Hymenoptera, Formicidae. Gene Ontology annotation, biological process: microtubule cytoskeleton organization; mitotic cell cycle. Gene Ontology annotation, molecular function: GTP binding; structural constituent of cytoskeleton. The record is from RefSeq and is a predicted model, not a curated record. Gene Ontology annotation, cellular component: microtubule; cytoplasm. The transcript is spliced from 3 exons. The coding region runs from base 228 to 1580 and encodes 450 amino acids.